This is a messenger RNA of Mesocricetus auratus (golden hamster), 349 nucleotides long. Its product is annotated as 60S ribosomal protein L7a-like. Gene Ontology annotation, cellular component: ribonucleoprotein complex. The record is from RefSeq and is a predicted model, not a curated record. Gene Ontology annotation, biological process: ribosome biogenesis. The coding region runs from base 11 to 334 and encodes 107 amino acids. NCBI's taxonomy places the organism in Eukaryota, Metazoa, Chordata, Mammalia, Rodentia, Cricetidae. The transcript has a single exon.
CACACGGUUCAUGCGUGCUUGCUUCCAGCUGGUGGUCUUCCUGCCGGCCCUGUGUCGGAAGAUGGGCGUCCCCUACUGCAUCAUCAAGGGGAAGGCCAGGCUGGGACGGCUGGUCCACAGGAAGACAUGUACCACCGUUGCCUUCACACAGGUUAACUCGGAAGACAAAGGUGCUCUGGCUAAGCUGGUGGAAGCUAUUAGGACCAAUUACAACGACAGAUACGAUGAGAUCCGCUGCCACUGGGGAGGCAAUUUCUUGGGUCCUAAAUCUGUGGCUCGAAUUGCCAAGCUGGAAAAGGCAAAGGCCAAAGAACUCGCCACUAAACUGGGUUAAAUGUACACUCACUGC